AUGUCAUCCAAAACGCCUUGUCGGACCUGCUCUACUGCAGGGGCACAUUGUGUCUACCCCGUUCGCGACAGGAACAUCUUUGUGUCGGAAAACUACGUGACUGGUCUGCAGGCCCAAAUUGUCGCUGGCAGCAACACCCCGGGCCAGAACCACACCCAGAACCAGCACAGUCAACAGACUUGGACCCCCAAUCCUUCGCUGGGCUUGCACAAGAGCCCUUUCAAUGGGCCGUCCACACGACGACCGGCCCUACCUGUCCUGCGGGAUGCCACGGCCGAAGCCUUUGUAUCGGGCUUGAAGGGACUCGGAGGCAGCAGCAACGCAACGGGUACUCCCCUUCCCGCAGCUGCCCUGAACGACACAUUCACAGUUGCGAGGUCGGACGACCGCAACCCGAACUCGCAGCUUGACUAUGUCCCAUUGGAUUUUGACACGUCUACAUCUCGGAUAACCAUCAAGCUUCCCCCCUACCCCUACGCUGUCCAGUUGGUGAAUCAGUUCGAAACUUUUCUAGGAUAUGAAUACCACUGGUACAUGUGCAAUUCCUUCCACGCCGGUCUGGAAAUGACCUACCGAUCACCCCACGCGGUAGGGUCUCGAGAUCGCAUCUGGCUGUGCAAACUGUUGACAGUAUUUGCCCUGGGAGAGUCGUACAAUAGCUUCAACGCUCCCUCGAUCGAGUUAGUCGAUGAUGCACGCCGUAACAACGAAGGCGAGCUUGAAUUAGCGCGGAUCGUCUCCCAGUCUCCUCCGGGCGUUGCCUUUUUCGAGCAAGCCCUCGUCCUGUUCAAGAUACCGUCCGAAGAACCUACCGUGGCGCAUGUAGAAGCUCUCAACUUGAUUGCUUUCUACUGCUACUCGCUCAAUCGACGCAAAACGGCUUACAUGUACAGCGGGCUGGCCGUGAGAAUUGCGACCUGUCUCCUGCUCCAUAAACCCGCGGUGGGAAUGACGGCUUCCACGGCAGAACACCACAAACGAGUCUGGUGGACCACAUUCCAGUUGGACGCCAUGACAGCACCCGAAGUCGGACUAAAGCCCACUCUUCGGCUCGACGAUGUCGAGCUGGCUCUUCCGGCCGACGAGACCUUGACGCGACAGGACCGAUCAGAUUUCAAUGAUGCUCAGAUCCUGGCGGCACACCUGAAAUUGUGUGGUAUCCGCAGCGAUAUCGCCGAGGUCGCGGGUCGAUUGCAGGAAGAUGACUUCGCUGACUAUCAACGCGCAGUCCAAGUGCUGCUGUCGCGGCUCCAGCAGUGGAAAACCGAGCUUCCGGUCCAUUAUCGCUUCGAAUUCGACAGUGGACUACCGACGGCUAUGCUUGCGUUGCCGUCGAUGAGGUCAUUGGCCUCUGUCUACCUGAGGUAUCACCAGGGUUACAUCAUUCUGAUGCGGCCGGUGUUCUUCAAACUGCUGGCAAUUGCGCUAGGCAAAAAUGAUGACGAGGCGUCGGUGGACAGCCUGAUCGAACUCAGCAGUCGGUGUCUCGAAGCUGCCAAAUCCAAUAUGCGCAUCGUCAUGGGUCUUUCCCACACCGAUAGAAUCGCCAAAUACGGCUUCUGGGAAUCCCUGCACAUAUUUUCGAGCGUCCACAUAUUUUCUCUGGCCCAGCUUGCCGACACUUUUCGACCGAUGAGUCUCUCCCCCGCUAGCGACGAUUCGACGCUGUAUCAAUUUGCCAAAGACCUCCUCAUCUCCAUGGCGAACCACGGCAAUAUCGCAGCCAAGGGUCACAUCAAAUUGAUUGACGAGACCGAACGCCUGUUGGCGGACGUCACGUCCCGUCGUCAACUCAAUGCCGCGGCCAUGGUUGACUUGGAACAGGACAUCUUUCAGUGGAUUGAACUGCUCGACGACGUGCACUACGUUCAGCCCACGUGGUCAAGCUUUGAAACGUGA
Exophiala dermatitidis NIH/UT8656 is the source of this 1899-nucleotide messenger RNA. Its product is annotated as proline utilization trans-activator. The transcript is spliced from 6 exons. Gene Ontology annotation, molecular function: zinc ion binding; sequence-specific DNA binding. The coding region runs from base 1 to 1899 and encodes 632 amino acids. Lineage: Eukaryota; Fungi; Ascomycota; Eurotiomycetes; Chaetothyriales; Herpotrichiellaceae. Gene Ontology annotation, cellular component: nucleus. The record is from RefSeq and is a predicted model, not a curated record. Gene Ontology annotation, biological process: DNA-templated transcription; positive regulation of transcription by RNA polymerase II.